Molecule: messenger RNA, 1657 nt
Organism: Rhea pennata
Lineage: Eukaryota; Metazoa; Chordata; Aves; Rheiformes; Rheidae
Gene: PPARG
Product: peroxisome proliferator activated receptor gamma
Exons: 7
Coding region: 72-1499 (475 amino acids)
Biological process (GO): negative regulation of transcription by RNA polymerase II; positive regulation of transcription by RNA polymerase II; negative regulation of cholesterol storage
Cellular component (GO): nucleus
Molecular function (GO): DNA-binding transcription repressor activity, RNA polymerase II-specific; RNA polymerase II cis-regulatory region sequence-specific DNA binding; zinc ion binding
Source: RefSeq, a predicted model, not a curated record
GAGCGGGGGAGUUUAUGCCACUGGCAGGGAACAGUUUCUCCCGCUGAGCCGUGACAGCGCCAGGGAUUACAAUGGUUGACACAGAAAUGCCGUUUUGGCCAAUUAAUUUUGGAAUUAGUCCAGUGGAUCUGUCUGCAAUGGAUGAUCAUACACAUUCCUUCGACAUAAAGCCAUUUACCACUGUUGACUUUUCAAGCAUUUCUUCACCACACUAUGAAGAUAUCCCUCUUGCAAGAACUGAUCAGACAAGCAUUGAUUAUAAAUAUGAUAUCAAGCUCCAGGAUUGCCAGGGUGCAAUCAAAAUGGAGCCCCCCUCCCCACCCUAUUUUUCAGAAAAAGUUCAGUUGUAUAAUAAACCUCAUGAGGAGUCUUCCAACUCCCUUAUGGCUAUUGAAUGCCGUGUGUGUGGGGACAAAGCCUCUGGAUUUCAUUAUGGUGUGCAUGCAUGUGAAGGUUGUAAGGGCUUUUUUCGAAGGACAAUCAGAUUAAAGCUAAUUUAUGACAGGUGUGAUCUUAACUGUCGCAUCCAUAAGAAAAGCAGAAAUAAAUGUCAAUACUGCAGAUUUCAGAAAUGCCUCGCAGUUGGAAUGUCACAUAAUGCCAUCAGGUUUGGGCGAAUGCCACAAGCGGAGAAGGAGAAGCUCUUGGCAGAGAUUUCCAGCGACAUCGACCAGUUAAACCCUGAAUCUGCUGAUCUGCGAGCACUUGCCAAGCAUUUGUAUGACUCAUAUAUAAAGUCCUUCCCUCUGACCAAAGCCAAGGCGAGGGCGAUCUUGACAGGAAAGACGACAGACAAAUCACCAUUUGUUAUUUAUGACAUGAACUCUCUAAUGAUGGGAGAAGAUCAGAUCAAGUGCAAGCACGUGUCUCCGCUGCAGGAGCAGAACAAAGAGGUGGCGAUCCGCAUCUUCCAGAGGUGUCAGUUUCGCUCGGUGGAGGCAGUGCAGGAGAUCACCGAGUUUGCCAAGAACAUUCCAGGUUUUGUGAAUCUUGACCUGAAUGAUCAAGUAACGCUCCUGAAAUAUGGUGUCCAUGAGAUCAUAUAUACUCUCUUGGCUUCCCUGAUGAAUAAAGACGGAGUUCUUAUAUCUGAUGGACAAGGAUUCAUGACACGGGAGUUUCUGAAGAGCCUGAGAAAACCUUUCUGUGACUUUAUGGAGCCCAAGUUUGAGUUUGCUGUGAAGUUCAAUGCACUGGAAUUAGACGACAGUGACCUGGCAAUAUUUAUAGCUGUCAUUAUACUAAGUGGAGAUCGCCCAGGUUUGUUAAAUGUGAAACCCAUUGAAGAUAUACAAGACAAUCUGUUGCAAGCUUUGGAGCUCCAGCUAAAGCUGAAUCAUCCAGAAUCGUCACAGCUGUUUGCAAAGUUGCUUCAGAAAAUGACGGACCUCAGACAGAUUGUAACGGAACAUGUGCAGCUGUUGCAAAUAAUAAAGAAAACGGAGACAGAUAUGAGUCUUCACCCACUCCUACAAGAAAUCUAUAAAGACUUAUAUUAAUGACCACAGUAGUUUUAAUCCGCUGACAUAAUGUAUGUUCUUCAGAUUGCACUAUUUCUUUGAGGGAAAACAUUGCAUACCUAAGAAAUUACUGUGAAACAGCAUUUAAAAAAGAGAGAGCUUAGUAUAGUAGAUCUAUUUUAUGCAUAUUGUUUAUA